Messenger RNA from Diaporthe batatas, 1938 nucleotides. RefSeq lists its product as uncharacterized. Gene Ontology annotation, molecular function: RNA binding. The transcript has 7 exons. The coding region runs from base 113 to 1672 and encodes 519 amino acids. Gene Ontology annotation, cellular component: nucleus. The record is from RefSeq and is a predicted model, not a curated record. Lineage: Eukaryota; Fungi; Ascomycota; Sordariomycetes; Diaporthales; Diaporthaceae.
GAAAAAGAUCCCAGCCUUCCAAGGUCCCCAACCCAGUCUUAACCUUACGACCACUUUUCUUCCAAACCAGCACCGGCUGCCUACAUGAUUGUCGUCGAUCCAGUCGCCCAGCAUGGAUGACUCCGAACGACGAACCGCCAAGCGAUCCCGCUUCGACCAAAAGGAACCUGAACCUCGAAGGGCCUCCAGAUUCGACCGGCGUUCUCGCUCUCCCUCGGCUCGCAAGGACGACUCGGUUCGCGACAGAAGCCCAUUGUCCAAGGACCGGGAAACCGGGGCUUCUCCCGCAAAGUCUCCAGUAGACCCGGCAGCUGCUGCAGCUGCCGCUGCCGCCAAAAUCAACGCCCAACUCCAGGCGCGCAAGGGCAUCCAGCAUGUCGACGUCCCCCCAAUCCGCUCCGAGGCAGCCUCGGGGAGCAGCUCGGGCCCCGCAGCUGCAUCGCACCAGAUCAACGGCGACAUGUACAUUGCGGAUGGCGACUACAUCAAGGACAUCGAAGUCAACGACCUGCGCAACCGAUACCUCUUGACCAAGGGGUCCACACAGAAAAUGAUUAAAGAUGAGACCGGUGCCGAUGUCACAACCCGAGGAAACUACUACCCGGACAAAAGCAUGGCUACCGCAGCGAACCCCCCUCUUUAUCUUCAUGUGACAAGCACCUCGAAGGAGGGACUCGAGCAGGCCGUUGCCAAGAUCGAAGAGAUGAUGAAGCAAGAGCUGCCCCAGCUCGUUGACGAGCGACGCUUCCGCCGCCGAGAGCAAGAACAGGUUGAGCGGGACGAGUACGGUAGACGGAAAUGGCCCGAGGAGAAGAUCCCCAUCGAUCUUGACCCCGUUCCUGGCUUCAACCUUCGCGCCCAGGUAGUGGGUCAUGGAGGUGCUUACGUGAAGCACAUCCAACAAGAGACCGGAUGCCGUGUGCAAAUCAAGGGGCGCGGCUCUGGAUACAUCGAGAACUCUACUGGACGCGAGGCCGAGGAAGACAUGUACCUCCACGUUGCCGGUCCCGAUCCCAAGAUGGUUCAGCAAGCCAAGGAGCUCUGCGAAGAUCUAUUGAGCAACGUCAAGCAGCAGUACGAGGAGUUCAAGAGCCGUCCCCCUCGUCAAAGCUACGGCGGUGGUGGACACUACGGAGGCGACCGUUAUAAUGGCGGCGACCGACACGGUGGUGGAGAUCGCUACGGCGGCGGUGGAGAUCGAUACGGCGACAGACACGGAGACCGGUACGGCGACAGGCAGGGCAGCAGAGACCACGGAUACAAUAACAACAACAACUACAGCAACUCUCCAAGAGGCCAGGCGUCAUCAGCAUCCCCGGCUCCGGGUGCUAACAGCACACCCUCGGCCACGGACUACACGGCGCAGUAUGCUCAAUACUACGCCCAGAAUCCAGGUGCGGACCCCUACGCGGCCUAUGGUGGCUACGCGGCAUAUGUCCAGUACUACCAGCAGUACAUGGCUGCGGCGCAAGCCCAGCAGCAACAAGGCGCCGGGGCGCCAGGGGCGCCAGGUGCAGGCGCAGGUGCAGCGGCGUCACCACCGCCUCCUCCGCCCGACAACCAGCCUCCUCCACCGCCUCCCCCAUCGAAUCCGGCACCGCCUCCUCCACCGUCAGGGUCGCCCCCAGGCGUGUCCGGCUACAAUGCAAUGCCCCCUCCACCCGGACUGUGAGGACCCACCGAUCGAUCAUAAUGGAAUGUGGAGUGACGCGGUCAGACCGCGAUUGGGUGCGAUGAGAACAGUCCAAAAUGGUAGAGAGUUUGCCCUGGUAUUUUUAAGGAACGAGGAAUUGUGUGAGGUUGCUUGCUUGGUUACUCAUGUCGGCCGUGAUUGAAAGGAGAGUGGGGUUUCCAAGGGCCCGCGUCAGCGCAUCAUGGAUACCAAUCUGACAUGGUCUACGAGAUCACGUAAAUAAAGAUUGAACCGCUCGUCACAUA